This is a messenger RNA of Phalaenopsis equestris, 1605 nucleotides long. RefSeq names its product probable methyltransferase PMT28. The record is from RefSeq and is a predicted model, not a curated record. The coding region runs from base 4 to 1239 and encodes 411 amino acids. Gene Ontology annotation, cellular component: cytoplasm; trans-Golgi network; endosome. Gene Ontology annotation, molecular function: methyltransferase activity. NCBI's taxonomy places the organism in Eukaryota, Viridiplantae, Streptophyta, Magnoliopsida, Asparagales, Orchidaceae. The transcript is spliced from 8 exons.
UAGAUGGUACCUGACAUUGAAUGGGGGAAGAACAUCCGCAUUUUAUUGGACAUUGGAUGUAGUGAUGCUAGCUUUGCAGGCACUCUUCUUGAGAAGGAUGUUUUAACUCUAUCUUUAGUUAUGUUGAGCGAUCAGAUAAAAUUUGCUCAAGUUCUUCUUGAACGCGGCAUACCUGCUGUGGUGGGAAAUCUGGGCACACGGAGACUCCCAUUUCCUAGCAGCAUUUUCGAUGCUAUUCAUUGCAGUGGGUGCAAUAUACAUUGGCAUUCUAACGGUGGGCGGCUCCUUCUGGAGAUGAAUAGGAUACUACGUCCAGGAGGAUACUUUAUUAUGUCAUCUACACAUGGAGAUGCUGAAAGCGAAGUGGGCAUGUCAUCAUUGACAGCAUCAAUGUGUUGGAACGUGCUGGCUCAUAAGACCGAUGAAAUCAGUGAACUGGGCGUUAAGUUAUACCAGAGACCAGCGUCGAACGAGAUAUAUGACCUGAGAAGGAGAAAUCCUUGGCUGUGUAAUUGCGAAAGAGUUUCUUUUUCAUCGAAGACCAUGCUGUUUAAUCAGCCAUGCUGUUCUACAACGAAGAAUGAAAUAAGAUGGUAUACUCCAAUAAGAACAUGCCUGCAUAAACUUCCUGCAGCCAUAGAAGAGCGAGGUACUGAUUGGCCUGAAGAGUGGCCAAAAAGGCUUGAAACUUUCCCUGAAUGGCUUGGUGAUUUGCAGGAAAAAUUAGCUGCUGAUAAUGAGCAUUGGAAGGCUAUCAUCAGCAAAUCAUAUCUUGUUGGGCUGGGUAUUGAUUGGUCAAAGAUACGCAAUGCCAUGGAUAUGAAAGCCAUCUAUGGAGGAUUUGCAGCGGCUCUAAUACCUCAAAAGGUUUGGGUUAUGAAUGUAGUUCCUGUACAUGCUCCAAACACUCUUCCUAUCAUUUUCGAGCGCGGUCUGCUCGGCAUCUACCAUGAUUGGUGUGAACCAUUCAGCACUUAUCCGAGAUCUUAUGAUCUUUUGCACGCCGAUCACUUGUUCUCCCGCCUCAAGAACAGGUGCAAACAACCCAUCGCCAUUCUAGUUGAGAUGGAUAGAAUACUGAGGCCUGGAGGUUGGGUCAUCAUACGAGACAAAGCAGAGAUUUUGAAUCCCAUAGAGAAAAUAUUUAAAACAUUACACUAUAAUAUAACUCUGACAUUCACUCAGGACAGGGAAGGUAUUAUCUGCGUGCAGAAAACAAUCUGGAGACCGUUGGGAUGAAAUUUGUUUUGAAAAAUACUGUCUUGAUGAUCAGCAAUGGCGGCUUCUCAGCUUCUUCUUCAAUACAUAACAGAGGCUUCUAGUAAUUUAUGUGCUGCAUUUUCUAAAGAAUAAUAUCGUGUAUCGUUUUGAUGUGCCACACUGUAUCAUUUCUGAUGACGGGCUAACUUUCAAUAUCACCAAGAUCAAUCAAUUCGCUCGUCAACAUCAGAUCGAUUGACGGUAUUCUACGAUAUACUACCCGAGAGCUAACUGUCUGUAAGAAAUGUUUGUUAUUGUAAAUGGGGUAUAAUCUCCCAUAUGUUUAAUCUUGAUUCAUUUAAGUUAUUUUUUCUUAUUUAUUAGUUAUAUUCUUUUCUUAUUUUU